GGAAUCGUGAGGUACCUAAGAGCAUAGUUCUCAUCUACGUAUCUGCUCGGAGGCCAAAGAAUCAUCGGCCACUUUGAUACUUCAACGGUCACCAUUCACCAACCCUAGCGAGUGUCGUCACUUCUCUGGCGCUUACCACCGCCUAACCCGGCUCGCCCGGCUACCAGCCGCACUAUACUCGGACAGUCCCCACGGGGAAGCAUUACCCUAUUGCUCCUUCCGGCACUCUAUCCACCAAGUCCCAUUGGCGAAGAGCCAGCUUACAAGAAUUGUGUGACCAUGGUUUAUCUCGGAAAGCCAUCCAAGGGCUGUCAAGUGUGCCGCACACGAAGAAUCAAGUGCGAUGAAACCAAGCCAACAUGCAAUCAGUGUCUCAAAGCAAGGAAACAAUGUCCCGGGUACAAGGAUGACUUUGACCUAGUCUUCCGUAAUGUUACCAAGGCAACAGAAAGAAGGGUCCAGAGAGCCAACAAGAAGGGAAAGCAAAGGCUAUCAACAGGGAGUGAUGGCUUCAGCCCAGGGUCAGGCGCCUCAAGGCCGCCGUCGUCAUCGUCAUCCGUUUCAGUGUCAUCAUCAUCGAGCGUCGACGGGGAACAGCAGUUUUCUCUCACAUCUACGGCACGGAAGACAGUCAGGUCACCCUUCGAGCUCGCGGUCAUACCGGCCAUUCAAAUCCCCACCGAGACUCAGGCGUCAUGUCACUUUGUGUCCAACUUUGUGCUCAUUCCCCGCCAGGGAACGACGAGGGGGUUCAUGGACUAUCUGAUCCCACUCAUGAAAACGGAGACGAUAUCAUCGGCACCCCAUCUCCAGUUUGCGUUUAAUGCAUGUGCAUUGGCUUCGCUGGGGAACAGAGUCAAGAGCGACGGGAUCGACUUCGUUGCGAGCGCACAUAGGGAGUAUGCGAAAGCAUUAAGAGCCACUCAGGCCGCGUUGAUGGAUCGGGUCAAGUGCACAUCUGAUUCGGUCUUGGCUACGGUGUUACUUUUGGGUAUGUUCGAGAACAUCACGGCAAAGAAAAUGGGCGAGUUUGCGUGGGGUUCCCAUAUUGAAGGGGCCAUUCAACUUGUCAAGGCCCGAGGAAAGAAACAACUAACGACUCAGAUCGGAUUACAGUUGUUCAUCGCCGUACGAACACAGCAGAUAAUCCACGCUUUAACUUCCGGUUGCCCCCCGAUAAUGGGCGUCGACUGGUGGCUCGACAACGCCGUCAACGACUCCUACGCCGCCCACUGCUGCCGCCUUAACCUCCAAACCAGCGAGCUCCGCGCCGAAGUAACCCACAUAAUGACCCACGGGACCGCCGGUACCUCCCCGUCCUCCCCCUCCUCUCCUCGCUCACCCUCAGCACAACCCUCUCCAUCAACCUACGAACAGCGAACCGCCCGGAUCCUCUCCUUCAUGCGACGCUCCCAAGAGCUCGACCGCGCCAUAGUCGACUGGAUGGCCUCCCUCCCGCCGCACUGGCGCUACCGCACCCUGUGCUGGCAAAACUACGUCGCCAACACCGACUACGCCCACGCCGAGGUAUUUCCCGGCCGAGUGGACGUGUACAACGACGUCUGGAUCGCCUCGGUGUGGAACAUGGCACGUGUCACACGCUUAAUUCUCGCCAGCAUCACGGUCCGCUGCGCCGCGUGGGCGUGUAGUCCUGUUGAUUACCGGACCACACCCGAGUAUGCGCAUAGUGCCAGGGUUUGUGCUGAGGUUAUUAGUGAUGUGCUGGCGAGCGUGCCGUAUAAUUUGGGGUGGCAUUAUCGGACGAAGAGGAGGAGGAGGCAGGGUCAGGGCCAGGGUCAGGGUCGUGGGAAUCGGAAUCGGAAUCGGAAUCGGGAUAACUAUGAUGAUGAUGACGAUGAGGAGGACGGUGAGGACGAUGAACAAGAGGAGGAACAACUGUCUGGGUUCGGAUGUGGCGAGGAUGAUGAGGGGAUGAAAGGACUGUCUGGGUACUUUUUAACGUGGCCGUUGGCAUGUGUUAUGGCGCAGGAUUAUUUGACGGAGGAUCAGAGGACAUGGGUGAGAGGGAGACUGAGGUAUAUCGGUGAGGAGUUGGGGAUUCGGUAUGCGAAUAUUUUGGCGCAGUUACAAGUACGCAUUCCAUCAAUGCUCAUCCGCCGCGAUGGUCUCAUGGCCCAACCAUACCCCAAUGCCCAAGAUUUUCAACAUCUUCUCUCCUCGGCGAGGAAUUCACCACCGAUCCUGCCCGGAUACUCGCUCAAUCCAAUACAGGAAAGAGAGAAGAUGCAGAUGGAGUUUAUGGAAUUGAAGAAGAAAGAACUGCUGGCAAAAGCAACCGGUGCAGCAGGGAAGGAGGGACGAUACGAUGAGACCACGAAUAAGUCUGGGCGAAUGGGGAACAAAGGUGACAGCGAGGAGAGACGAGAGGAGGAAGAGAACGUCAUGUUUUUCGCACGCAAGUUGCUUACUGUUUGAAUGAGAAGAGCUUGGGAUUCCGAGAAAUCGGCGGGCUGUGAUGUCGGGGUUCCGGGUUGUACAUACACGCCUCAGGGCCUUUCCAUAUGUACCUACUGAAGAUAGAAUAGACCUAAUACAAACGAAGCAACCACAAA
Neurospora tetraspora is the source of this 2573-nucleotide messenger RNA. RefSeq lists its product as uncharacterized. The coding region runs from base 280 to 2436 and encodes 718 amino acids. Gene Ontology annotation, biological process: regulation of DNA-templated transcription. The record is from RefSeq and is a predicted model, not a curated record. NCBI's taxonomy places the organism in Eukaryota, Fungi, Ascomycota, Sordariomycetes, Sordariales, Sordariaceae. The transcript has 4 exons. Gene Ontology annotation, molecular function: zinc ion binding; DNA-binding transcription factor activity, RNA polymerase II-specific.